UACUCCUCAAAGCGCCCCCACCUCCUCCGGAGCAGUGCGCAUGCCAGGGACUCCGGUAGCCCGCAACCGUGGCCGAGCUGUCUCCGCCUCGCCAGCGCUCGUCUGCGGCGCCCCGACCCCCUUUGGCGCUCCCGCAGUUCCCCGCACUCCGCAGCCGAAGCCGUGCUCCCGACGGCCGCGGGUGGCGGGCAAACCCUCGCCGCGAGCGCGCGGAGGGCAAGAAGAGGAUGGCCACCUCCGGCGUGGAGAAGAGUAGCAAGAAGAAAACGGAGAAGAAACUCGCGGCUCGGGAAGAAGCCAAGCUGCUGGCUGGUUUCAUGGGCGUCAUGAACAACAUGAGGAAGCAGAGAACAUUAUGUGAUGUGAUCCUCAUGGUCCAGGAAAGAAAGAUACCUGCUCACCGUGUUGUCCUUGCUGCAGCCAGCCACUUCUUCAACUUAAUGUUCACAACUAACAUGCUCGAAUCUAAGUCCUUUGAAGUGGAACUCAAAGAUGCUGAACCUGAUAUAAUUGAACAACUGGUGGAAUUUGCCUAUACUGCUAGAAUUUCUGUGAAUAGCAACAAUGUCCAGUCUUUGUUAGAUGCAGCGAAUCAGUACCAGAUUGAACCUGUGAAGAAAAUGUGUGUUGAUUUUUUGAAGGAACAAGUUGAUGCUUCAAAUUGUCUUGGUAUAAGUGUGCUUGCAGAGUGUCUGGACUGUCCUGAACUGAAAGCAACAGCAGAUGACUUUAUUCAUCAGCAUUUCACUGAAGUGUACAAAACUGAUGAAUUCCUACAACUUGAUGUCAAACGCGUUACACAGCUUCUCAGCCAGGACACUCUUACUGUGAGAGCAGAAGAUCAGGUUUAUGACGCUGCAGUGAGGUGGUUGAAAUACGACGAGCCGAAUCGCCAGCCUUUUAUGGUGGACAUCCUUGCCAAAGUCAGGUUCCCUCUUAUAUCAAAGAAUUUCCUGAGUAAGACAGUACAAGCUGAACCACUUAUUCAAGAUAAUCCUGAAUGCCUUAAAAUGGUGAUAAGUGGAAUGAGAUACCAUCUACUGUCUCCUGAAGAUCGAGAAGAACUUGCAGGUGGCACACGGCCUAGAAGAAAGAAACACGAUUACCGCAUAGCCCUGUUUGGCGGCUCCCAACCACAGUCUUGUAGAUAUUUUAACCCAAAGGAUUACAGCUGGACAGACAUUCGUUGCCCCUUUGAAAAACGGAGAGACGCAGCAUGUGUGUUUUGGGACAAUGUAGUAUACAUUUUGGGAGGUUCUCAGCUUUUCCCCAUAAAGCGCAUGGAUUGCUACAACGUUGUGAAGGAUAGCUGGUAUUCCAAACUGGGUCCUCCAACGCCUCGAGACAGCCUUGCUGCCUGUGCUGCAGAAGGCAAAAUUUAUACAUCUGGAGGUUCAGAAGUAGGAAACUCGGCUCUGUACUUAUUUGAGUGCUAUGACACAAGAACUGAGAGUUGGCACACGAAGCCCAGCAUGCUGACGCAGCGCUGCAGCCACGGGAUGGUGGAGGCCAAUGGCCUCAUCUAUGUUUGUGGUGGAAGCCUAGGGAACAAUGUUUCUGGGAGAGUGCUCAGUUCCUGUGAAGUAUAUGACCCUGCCACAGAGACAUGGACUGAGCUGUGUUCAAUGAUUGAGGCCAGGAAGAAUCACGGGCUGGUGUUUGUAAAGGACAAGAUAUUUGCUGUGGGCGGUCAGAACGGCUUAGGUGGUCUGGACAAUGUGGAAUAUUACGAUAUUAAGCUAAAUGAGUGGAAAAUGGUGUCACCAAUGCCGUGGAGGGGUGUAACGGUGAAGUGUGCAGCAGUUGGCUCUGUCAUCUAUGUCCUGGCAGGUUUUCAGGGCGUAGGCAGGUUGGGGCACAUCCUUGAGUAUAAUACUGAAACAGACAAGUGGAUUGCCAACUCCAAAGUCCGUGCUUUCCCAGUCACAAGUUGUCUGAUUUGUGUUGUUGAUACUUGUGGGGCAAAUGAAGAGACCCUUGAAACAUGAGUGAAAAGUGGACCCCUAACUCACCUGAGACCAGAAACAUGGCCACCAGUGGUUUGUCCCCAAGAGUUUGGUUAUGAAGUUGUGGUCUGGUAUUUUGAUUAAGUAAGAUCCCAAUAAGAUAAAUCUAUUUUAUCUGGGUUUCCUUACUUAAUUCAAAGACCAUAUUUAGCUGGCCAUAUAACCAAGAGCCUAUCAGCCAGAAAAACUAAAAGGUUAUAAGCAUUUCCUGAAAGUAUGAAUUUCAAAUAUAUAAUUGCUUCUGGCAGAGUGAGGCAUGCUCAUCAGAGACGUGGCCUUGGCUGAGCUCUAGAUUCUAUUUUCCUAUUGUGUAAGUGCUGCGUAGUUAGGUCUGUUCCUGUUGGCCAAGAGCUAAGUAGUAGUAGUAUGAAUUACAGUUCAGUUCAAGAUGGUGAGCUCUGAUAGAGUAAUUUUCCAUAGUGUUGUGUAUUUUGCUUGUCUUCAUUUAUUUCAUUUAGUGCCAAAUUAUUCCAUUGUAAAGUAAACAAGAGUGGCUCAAGGCAUACAUAUUUUCUUACAAAAAUUCACAGACUUUGGGACUUAACACUGUAUCCAAUUACUUAUGAAAUAUAUUCAGCCCAAUUAAGUGAAAUAUUCCACAUUGUCUUGUAAAAUACUAAGCUUAUAGCACCCAUCAUUAACUUACAGGGUUUUACUCAGCAGUGUAAAAAGUGCUUUGCAUCCUCAGUCUCCUCUGUGAGAGCCAGUCACACUGAGAGUGGGUAACCAACAGAAGAAACACUGUUUGAAGAAACUUCUAGAUUAUAGAAAAGCACUGAUAAUUGUAUAGCCCAGUAUCAUAUGGAUUUUAAAAAGCUACUGUUUUCUUUUUCUCCUAGCAGAAUGUGUUAGAGAUAACUGGGUUUUCUCUAAAAGUUUUGUAAUAAUUUGUAUUAAAUAUGUCACUAUUCGUUGAUUUAUAUGUGGACAACAAAUUACCAAACCACCAAUUAAUUUUCUCCAAUAAUGUUUUACUCUUUGACUAUGUAUGAAAUGUGUCAUGUAAAACUGUCACCCAUCAAUGUUUUUAUCUGAUAUUAAAUAUUUUUAACUUAAAAUAGAUUUGCUCUGUUCAUUCUAAGUGUGUUCAACAAUGUGUUUUAAACCUUGUGAAAGUGUUUCCAUUUAAAAAUGUUCUCUAUAUGGAGAUGAUUAAAGUGUUUAAAUUAAAAAUGAAUUUGAAAAAUGGCAGGUUUAUCUGUCGAA
Messenger RNA from Acomys russatus (golden spiny mouse), 3212 nucleotides. RefSeq names its product kelch like family member 7 (gene Klhl7). Gene Ontology annotation, cellular component: Cul3-RING ubiquitin ligase complex. Lineage: Eukaryota; Metazoa; Chordata; Mammalia; Rodentia; Muridae. The transcript has 11 exons. Gene Ontology annotation, biological process: protein ubiquitination. Gene Ontology annotation, molecular function: protein binding. Bases 228 to 1988 code for a protein of 586 amino acids. The record is from RefSeq and is a predicted model, not a curated record.